GAUGCAUAUCUUUCGCAGAUGGAUGGAUUAUGAACAUAACAAGUAACAUAUACGGGUUUCCAUGGAUACCGGCGGAUAAGUUGUCAGACAGAAACUCUCCAAGAUUCAAGGAGGCACAAAACUUCUUUUGCGGAAAAAUAAACGAAAUGUUUCAGUCAGAGCCUGUUGUGGGGAAUGCUGUAAAGGAAAGAUAUUAUCGGUGUUUUAUUUGUAAUUUCAAGCAAACAAAUCUACAUUUCGAAGCCCCUGUAUCAUUCACGUACUCUCUCGUUUUCAAUGGCUCAGACCCAGUGCCGAAGGCUGUCGUGGAUGGACUGAUAGCCAGCAACACGGAGAUCUACCAUUUUGGGAACAAAGUGUGGAAUCUGAUCGGUGAUUGGUUAGUUAACCGUGUUGACGUCACGAUGGUGAGCGUUAAUAUGUCAGAUUAUAUAAAACAAGAGAAGCAAGUGAAGCAGAAUCCUAACAUAGAUAACCCAUGUUUUCCGGACAAGAACAAUGUUAUAUUGCCGGACAUGACCAAUCCAUCAGGUUACAUCUCCUGUAACCAUGGAAAUGAAUUAAGAUUCACGUGCGACCAGAAUAUGGCAUUUGACCCGAAGACCAGUAAAUGUGUGAAAAGCGCAACAGUUUUGGCAUAA
This is a messenger RNA of Ruditapes philippinarum (Manila clam), 641 nucleotides long. RefSeq lists its product as uncharacterized. The coding region runs from base 30 to 641 and encodes 203 amino acids. NCBI's taxonomy places the organism in Eukaryota, Metazoa, Mollusca, Bivalvia, Venerida, Veneridae. Gene Ontology annotation, cellular component: extracellular region. The record is from RefSeq and is a predicted model, not a curated record. The transcript has 4 exons. Gene Ontology annotation, molecular function: chitin binding.